UACUAGGCAUUUCAUCCUGCGGGUCUGCAGUCUUCUUUGCUCUUCAGGCUGUUGCUCAAUUGGAAUGCUUCUGUGGGUCCGAUCCUGAGGUUCUAUAGAUAUUUUUAAGAAUCUACUCACUUGUGAAUGUCAGUGGCGUUUUGCAAGAUCAUCUGAUGAACAGGAAAGCAUCUGAAAUCUACUGAAAAAGGAUAACUGUAGCGGUUUUCACAGGGGAAGGAAACUAUAUUGGCACAGAAGCAGAUGAUUGAAUAAAGUAGUUGGCCCAGAAGAUGCACAGUCUGCUGUUUUUUCCUUUGAAUGAAGACUAUUUUAUGGGAGCUGUAUUCAUGUGGAGAUCAAAGGAAACACUGGAAUGAUAAACUGGUUUUUUUUUCUUUCUUUUUUUUUUUUUUUAAAAAAAAAACACAAAAAGCUGAAGCAGUAAUUUGAGCUCAGAUGCCUUCUAAUUCCUUCACAGCCUGCGUGUUGUAUUAGGAUUCUCCACUAACACCAUUUCUGCCUGGUGCCUGUGCCCUUUUGCUGGAGCAGCCACAGUCAACUGCCUGAGGGAGAAAGAAUGAACGCUCUGCCUUGCUUAAGCUAUCGAUGAGAAUAAAGCUAUCUGUGUUUCUUCUAUUAUAUGGGAAAUCUGGAUUAAUCAAGCUGUAUUCUAGUACCAAGAGUCCUAUUGUCUCUUGUGGUCUGACUCAUCACAUGUAAAUGUACUGCAGCUCUGCUAUUAAUGCAGAGUGCUUUUUUUCUCCCUUUCCUAAACACAGAAAGAAUUGUCAACCUCUGAGCUUCGUUUUCGGGAUUUGUGCUGAGCUCUAGAUCUUUUUUUUUCUGGAUACUAUUUGUAAUAAACCAGUGAAGCUAAAGAAAUGAAGACAAAUUAGAAGUGGAAACAGAAUAGUGAGAUUUUAUUUUUAUUUUCAAUUAUAAGCAAGCCAGCUUCUGGUAACUAUAUGACCUUGCGGGCAGGAGUGUAGGUAUAGCUGUGAUCAUCUCUGUGACUGCACUUGUUUCUCAUUGCAUUCUUCAUCGGGUGGUGUUUGUGCCAUCAAAAACAAUGAUCAUUUUGUCAAGUAAAUUUCAGAGAUAGAGCAAUAUGACUAUUUUGGUAGGGAAAAAUGUUUUUAAAUGAGCUUAUACUGGACUCAGAUUUGAUUAUUGACAUGUUGAUGUGAAAUUUCUUUUAAGUAUUGCAGUAACCCAACAGAAAAUAACAGAAUUUUAUUAUUUUUAGGAAGUUACAAGUUAUGUAGUCAUAAUUUUAAACUUCAGUUUUUCCAGUAGUACUUAACUUUAAAAAAAACAGCUGCUCUGUUCAGAGAAUGUUCAUAAGUAUUGUACAGAAAAGGAAAAACUACUUGUGCUCUUCCAACUGUGACUUUUAUCACAUAGCUUGGAAUUUAGCAUUUUAAAAGAGCGAAUGAGUCGAGUGUGUAUUGUUGUUUUGGAGGAGGUAGAAGAUGAAUCUCCUGCAUUCAUUUCUAAAUUGCCACAGGAAAACAAAUCCCUACCUUCUCUACCUUCUGGAAAUGUAUUGCCAUCCCUGGUCCAAGCAAUAUUUAAUGGAGAUCCUGAUGAAGUUCGAGCACUAAUAUUUAAGAAAGAAGAUGUUAACUUUCAGGACAAUGAAAAGAGAACCCCAUUGCACGCUGCUGCCUAUCUUGGAGAUGCAGAAAUCAUUGAACUGCUUAUUUUAUCUGGAGCUAGAGUUAAUGCCAAAGACAGCAAAUGGUUGACACCUUUACACAGAGCAGUUGCAUCUUGUAGUGAGGAAGCAGUUCAGGUACUUCUGAAGCAUUCUGCAGAUGUUAAUGCUCGAGACAAAAACUGGCAAACCCCUUUACACAUAGCUGCUGCUAAUAAAGCUGUAAAGUGUGCCGAAGCUUUGGUACCUCUUCUGAGUAAUGUAAAUGUAUCUGAUCGAGCAGGGAGAACUGCAUUACAUCAUGCAGCUUUCAGUGGACAUGGUGAGAUGGUCAAACUACUGUUGUCUAGAGGUGCCAAUAUUAAUGCUUUUGACAAGAAAGAUAGGCGUGCUAUCCAUUGGGCAGCAUAUAUGGGUCACAUCGAAGUAGUGAAAUUACUCGUGGCACAUGGAGCUGAAGUGACAUGCAAGGAUAAGAAGUCUUAUACACCUCUUCAUGCGGCAGCCUCUAGUGGAAUGAUCAGCGUAGUCAAGUACCUUUUAGAUCUUGGAGUUGAUAUGAAUGAACCAAAUGCCUAUGGAAAUACACCUCUUCAUGUAGCCUGCUAUAAUGGACAAGAUGUUGUAGUGAAUGAACUUAUAGACUGUGGUGCUACUGUAAAUCAAAAGAAUGAAAAAGGAUUUACUCCUUUGCACUUUGCUGCUGCAUCAACACAUGGAGCAUUAUGUUUAGAGCUUCUAGUUGGCAAUGGGGCCGAUGUCAAUAUGAAGAGUAAAGAUGGGAAAACCCCACUGCACAUGACUGCCCUCCAUGGUAGAUUCUCCAGAUCACAAACCAUUAUCCAGAGUGGAGCUGUAAUCGACUGUGAGGAUAAGAAUGGAAACACCCCUUUGCACAUAGCAGCACGAUAUGGCCAUGAGCUGCUAAUCAACACUCUUAUUACAAGUGGUGCUGACACUGCAAAGCGUGGCAUACAUGGAAUGUUUCCUCUCCAUUUGGCAGCCUUAAGUGGUUUUUCAGAUUGCUGCAGGAAACUUCUCUCUUCAGGAUUUGAUAUAGAUACCCCAGACGAUUUUGGCAGGACCUGUCUACAUGCAGCUGCAGCUGGAGGGAAUUUGGAGUGCCUAAACCUUCUGCUGAAUACUGGUGCAGACUUCAACAAAAAGGACAAAUUUGGGAGAUCUCCACUACACUAUGCUGCUGCCAACUGCAAUUACCAGUGCCUGUUUGCUCUUGUGGGAUCAGGAGCAAGUGUGAAUGACCUUGAUGAAAGAGGCUGCACGCCCCUGCAUUAUGCAGCUACAUCAGACACAGACGGCAAGUGCCUGGAAUACUUACUAAGAAACGAUGCAAAUCCAGGGAUUCGCGAUAAGCAGGGAUACAAUGCAGUUCAUUAUUCAGCUGCUUAUGGUCACCGUCUGUGUCUUCAGCUGAUUGCAAGUGAAACUCCUUUAGAUGUUUUAAUGGAGACCUCGGGGACAGAUAUGCUGAAUGAUUCAGAUAAUAGAGCAACAAUAAGCCCUUUACAUUUGGCUGCCUAUCAUGGUCACCAUCAAGCAUUGGAAGUGUUGGUACAGUCUUUGUUAGAUCUUGAUGUGAGAAAUAGUAGUGGAAGAACACCCUUAGAUCUUGCAGCAUUUAAGGGCCAUGUUGAAUGUGUGGAUGUACUCAUUAAUCAGGGAGCCUCAAUUUUAGUAAAAGAUUACAUUUUGAAGAGAACACCUAUACAUGCAGCAGCCACAAAUGGUCAUUCAGAAUGCUUACGGCUAUUAAUAGGAAAUGCAGAACCACAGAAUGCAGUAGAUAUUCAAGAUGGAAAUGGACAAACGCCUCUGAUGCUGUCUGUUCUUAACGGGCACACAGACUGUGUUUACUCACUGCUAAACAAAGGAGCAAAUGUAGAUGCCAAAGAUAAAUGGGGAAGGACAGCACUGCAUAGAGGGGCAGUUACUGGCCAUGAAGAAUGUGUAGAUGCAUUACUUCAACAUGGUGCUAAGUGCUUACUUCGAGAUAGCAGGGGCCGGACACCUAUACAUUUGUCAGCUGCCUGUGGACAUAUUGGUGUUCUUGGAGCCCUUUUGCAGUCAGCAGCAUCCAUGGAUGCAAAUCCAGCCAUAGCAGACAAUCAUGGAUAUACAGCACUUCACUGGGCUUGCUACAAUGGUCAUGAGACAUGUGUAGAACUUCUUUUAGAACAGGAAGUUUUCCAGAAAACUGAAGGAAAUGCUUUUAGUCCGUUGCAUUGUGCCGUGAUAAAUGACAACGAAGGUGCUGCUGAGAUGUUAAUUGAUACAUUAGGUGCCAGCAUUGUGAAUGCCACAGAUUCAAAAGGAAGAAGUCCUCUUCAUGCAGCCGCCUUCACAGACCAUGUAGAGUGUUUACAGCUGCUGCUCAGCCAUAAUGCUCAAGUCAAUUCUGUGGACUCUUCUGGGAAAACGCCUCUUAUGAUGGCUGCAGAAAAUGGACAAACAAAUACAGUUGAGAUGCUGGUUAGCAGUGCUAGUGCAGAUCUGACUUUACAAGAUAAUAGUAAAAAUACCGCCCUCCAUUUGGCUUGCAGCAAGGGUCAUGAAACUAGUGCCUUGUUAAUACUGGAAAAGAUAACAGAUAGAAACCUCAUCAACGCAACCAAUGCAGCCUUGCAAACACCUCUGCAUGUUGCUGCCCGAAAUGGGCUAACAAUGGUGGUUCAAGAACUUCUGGGGAAAGGAGCAAGUGUGCUUGCAGUAGAUGAAAAUGGCUAUACCCCAGCUUUGGCCUGUGCUCCCAAUAAGGAUGUGGCUGAUUGCUUGGCUCUCAUUUUGGCCACCAUGAUGCCUGUCUCAUCAAGUAGCCCUUUAUCAUCCCUGACAUUCAAUGCCAUUAACCGUUAUACCAACACCUCAAAAACAGUCAGCUUUGAAGCCUUGCCCAUCAUGAGGAAUGAACCUAGCUCCUAUUGCAGUUUCAACAACAUUGGUGGGGAACAGGAGUACUUAUACACUGAUGUGGAUGAGCUCAACGACUCCGAUUCUGAGACCUACUGAGAGGCUGAGCCGGGGGUCUAAGGGAGUUUGGACACUAAAACUGCAAACUGUGCUUUUUCAGGAAAAAGGCACUUUCAUAUUCACAUAAAAAUUCAACCUAAGAGGAAAGAUCGCACAGUGAGCCGAUAUAAGAAAUGUGAUGACAUUAGGAAGAAGAGUUUUAAAGGCAAGUUUUACAAAAGGAACUUUUAGAAUCUUGAAAUAGACUUGAUCAGAGAAAAACAGAUUGUUGUCAAAUUGCUUUGUGGAAUUGUUUAUUUGAUUUUGCAGCGUCAUGAAUAAUUUGGGACACUGUGCACCCUAACCUGCUUAUACAAGCAACACUAUUGUAAAAGAAGAAAUAAGGACACUAGAUUUUAAAUUUUAUCAAUAAAAUUACAACUAAACUUAAAGGCAAUAAAAGUUUGGUACAGUAGUCAUUAUGUGCACAGCAAAUUGCCAAAGGACCAAAUAACUUAAAGGUUUUUUAAUAGAAUGCCACUUUGUGGAAACCGAAGUAGGUGAAAUGAAACAUUACCUAAACCAAACUUUAAUAGUUCUGGAAAUGAAGCUGAGAUUGGUUUUAAAUGUUGAUUUUUUUUUUUUUAAGAAAACAUCUGAAAGCCUUUCAAUUCCAUGAAAAAAAGCAGAUGUAUUUUUACAUUUUUUUCUUUUACAUAAAAAUUUCAAAUUUUUAUAAUAUUAGAAUUAAAAACCAGCUGACUGGGUGCAGUAUGAGUGAAAAUACUUGUGACAGAGACAUUGAGUCAGAUUAGGGUCGAGCUGUUGCCCAGUUGUGAAUGCUUCGGGUUUUAAAUUGAACCAUUUUUGUUUAAAAAUGUAAAGAAUUUCCUAGGAAAAAAAUUCAUGAAAUCAGAAAGUAGAUUAUUUCACCCAGUUGCAGCUAAGUUGUAAUGGAGUUUUCAGUCUUACUGCUUUUGAUGGCACACGUUAGUCACUUUACAUUACUUUUGUGCUCCCCAAAAUGGGUUGGGGGAUUUUUGUUGUUGUUUAUUUUUGUUCUUUGGGUUUUGAAAAAGUGAUGACUCAAAAGGAAAAAAUACCUCUUGUUAUUCAUAAGUUAAACAUCUUUAAGUCUCUUGGAAGGCAUUUCUAUAUUGGGCAAGAUUUAAAAUACUGAAGCCUAGUCAUAUUUAAAAGUAGUAUGUUUGGAACCUGUUAUUAUUUGGAGAGAGAAACAAUUGCCUGCCAAAUUGAAGACUACCUUUCAAAUAAAAAAGAGAUAGAAAAGGAUGACAUUUAAGCUUUUAAAUAACAAUCUAUGUGGUUCUGCUUUUACUGUAACUGUCACUUCCCAGUAAAAAUGAUUUCACAUAUGUAGGGAUCUUGCAGGUCUAGGUAAAGUUCCAUAAAUUACAGCAAAAUGAUACCCAUUUUCAUUUUAUCCUUUUUGUAUUGUGAAACUGGAAACUUUAUGACAUUGUAAAUUAUCAGCUGGUUUUUCUGAAUAUAAAGUGUGAAAACACAGAACAGUAUUUUGAUCUAUUUGAUAAUUUUGUGGGUUUUUUGAAGAAUUAAUGAGCAUGUACAUAGAAAUAGUGACUGCUUGAAUACUGUAUUUACUUGCACUCUUUCAGUACAUCAAAAUUCCUGUAUAUUUUAGAGUAUAAUAAAACACAGAUGUGAGCUGUAUUUAAUGAAUAAGUAUUUGUAUCUGUGCAUAUUAUCUAAAAAUCUAUAAAGUUUCUAGGGCAUUGACUACUAGAUUUUAAGCAUUUUUCUAAAAUAUUUACAGAAAUUAGAAAUGUAAUCUGCCAUCUUUUAUUUGUAAUAUAAAGAAGUCAGAAUGAACCCUUCCUAAUUAUUAGUGGUAGGAAGGUGAAUAUGCAUUUUAAAGACAGUGGACUACUUUUCUAUUGUACCUUUUAAAAAAAAAAUUCAAGCGGAUUCUAAAAGUAUACAUAUGUGUGCUUUCUCUUUCCUUUUAGGAAUUCUCUUCUGAAUUCCCUGGGGGAAUUUUCUAGAAUCUCAGAAUUGAAAGAGACCUGAGGUUCAUCCACUCUCUAACCUCUUAACAAAUGCAGGAGUUCCUUCUACAAGGGUGAUCUUUCCACCUUGAACACUUCCAGUGACUCUACCUCACCAAGCAGUCCAUUCAGUUGAGCAGCUCUAACUGUUAGAAAGGUCUUCCUUAGAUGGAGUUGAAGCCUCCCUCCGGGUAACCUCUGUCCUUGGGUCCGGGUCUGUCCUCCGAGAGAACCCUGAGAAUGUUGGAAGGAUGAAUCUCGCACGCUCUGCCAUGUCUUCUCUUUUACAGGCCGUUUGACUCCCCUGCUGAAGUGAUUUCCAGAAGGACUCAUUUGGCACACUAUUAGAGUUACCACAUUUAAUGAAAUCCAAGGUGUAGCUAUAAAGUAAUGAGCUGUUUUUAAUUUAUCCUUACACAUACCAGAACUUCGAUCCUGCAUCUCUUAUAUGUAACUGAUGCUGUUAUCAAAAACAUUUGUGAGGUGGUUCUUGCAGUUGCCAGCCCACUGGGAAAACUGAUUUCAUUGCUUUGUAAUCACAUCUGUGAGUCUAUCCCCCACCUUGAUCAACCACUGCACCCAAUGAGUUGAAAUCUUGAAGUGCUGUCCCAAAUGGUAUUUGAACAAUACCAGUAUUGUUGGAAUAAGUAUGUGGACUACUUGAAUGAACACAGCACCGCAGUAAGUUCCUUUAUAGUUACACCUUUGUAUGUCAAAAGCAUUCGGGCCCUGUUCUAUAGUGUUUUUUUUACCCUCACACGGAGUAGAAAAGCCUGUUUGCUUUCUUUAACUUCUGCAUGAAAGGUAACAUCUGAAAUAUCUGAUGUGUAUUAUAAUAAUGCCAGCUUCUGCUCUAGAACUACUUUAGGGUGUAAAUGGUGGUGAUAGCAAAUGACCCCGUUUAACAAGACACUCAACUCAAACAGUGCCAUUUAGUUCAGGAGAUCUCCAAGUAUAGCUGUAAAUUUGGGGUUUAAUUUGGCUUAUAUUGGACCUUUUAAAGAAAUAAAGUUUUUUAAUGCAAUA
This is a messenger RNA of Microcebus murinus (gray mouse lemur), 7659 nucleotides long. RefSeq names its product ankyrin repeat domain 28 (gene ANKRD28). The record is from RefSeq and is a predicted model, not a curated record. Lineage: Eukaryota; Metazoa; Chordata; Mammalia; Primates; Cheirogaleidae. Gene Ontology annotation, cellular component: nucleus. Gene Ontology annotation, molecular function: protein binding.